Molecule: messenger RNA, 1967 nt
Organism: Hylaeus volcanicus
Lineage: Eukaryota; Metazoa; Arthropoda; Insecta; Hymenoptera; Colletidae
Gene: Grasp65
Product: Golgi reassembly-stacking protein 2
Exons: 7
Coding region: 174-1466 (430 amino acids)
Biological process (GO): Golgi organization
Cellular component (GO): Golgi apparatus
Molecular function (GO): protein binding
Source: RefSeq, a predicted model, not a curated record
CCUGAGCAUACUUGAACCACAGAUUGCAUAUGAUCAGCAACGUCACCAACGAGUUUGUACGAUAUUCUCGCGAUACAUAUUUUUCCAUUUCGAUUCUUAAUUUCUAAGCAACAAUUGUUUUAAUGGUCUUUAUUACUGUAGACCAAGUGACUUAAAAGAUUUGCUGAUCAGAAAUGGGAUCUUCCCAGAGUAUUGAAAUACCAGGAGGUGGGACAGAAGGUUACCAUGUACUAAGGGUUCAGGAUGGUUCCCCUGGACAAAAAGCUGGCCUGGAACCAUUCUUUGACUACAUUGUGGCUAUUGGAAAUACACGUCUGAAUCAAGAUAAUGACAUGUUAAAAGAAUUACUCAAAAGCAGUGUGGACCAAAAAUUAUCAAUUACAGUGUAUAGUAGUAAAACACAAUCUGUCAGGCAAACUGUUAUAGUACCUAGUCUCACAUGGGGUGGACAGGGUCUUCUUGGAGUUAGCAUAAGGUUUUGUUCUUUCGAAGGUUCCAAUGAAAAUGUUUGGCAUGUUCUUGAAGUACAUCCAUCAUCUCCUGCUGAAUUGGCAGGGCUGCGACCAUUCACAGACUAUAUUAUCAGUGCCGAUUCAGUUCUACACGAGUCAGAGGAUUUAUUUACUUUAAUAGAGGCGCACGAAUCUCGAUCUCUAAACUUAUAUGUAUAUAAUACAGAAGACGAUUCUUGUAGAGAAGUUACCAUUAUACCUAAUCAUACCUGGGGUGGCGAAGGAAGCUUGGGUUGUGGAAUUGGAUACGGAUACCUUCAUAGAAUACCUAUUAGAAACGUGCAACAGCAUAAGUCCAAUAAUUCGUACAUGAGCAAUGUCAAGCCCACUGUGUCGAGUCAGGUAACAACAAGUACCACUCAUACAGGAGGAAGUAACAUGGUUACGAGUAUACCACCAGGAUUUUCCAUUCCACCAAAUUACAUUUCGUCCCAAGAAACUACUACAAAAUCUGAACUUGAAACCACCACAAUGCAAACUGUGUAUACACCAAGCAUACAAACAUAUACCGCUCCACAAUUAAAUCCUGCUACUGUUGGAGGAUCUACAACCACUAAUCCUGUACCUCAAGUUGUACCAAAUCUAGGUACUACCAAUAUUACAAGUGGUAACAAUGUUUCAUCUCAUCAAAACGUAAUGCCGGAUAUACCCGGGAUGCCAACUACUCCACCUUUACCAACGUUCAGCACAAAUACAUUUUCAAACGAAGCAACUGGUGUUGUUGGAUCACAGAAAGAUUUCACGUCUGUAAUGGUUCCAAUGUCACCUGGAGUGCAAUUCAACGUGCCUCAAUCUCACGUAGUAACAACGCCAAUCUCGUUGCCCGGCAUGCCACCUAUUACCGUUAGCGCGAGUUUACCGCAGAAUACAUCCUUCUAUACACCUGUUCUUCAACAAAAUCAAAUGACCGGCGUCAGUACCAUCCCUACGCCUACGGUAACGUCGACUCAGUAACGAUCGUUAUAUUUCAAACGAGGAUGUCCUUUUGUUUUAUAACAAUAUACAUAUUGAAGAACGAAGGUAAAAUAAAGGCGCAUAUGCAUAUAUUGCAACUAUAUCGUGUCAUUCUACUUUGUGCGUUUGUAUUUUAUUACUAAUCUGAACGCGGUGUACACAAAUCCUCGAGUAUGGGAGAAAAAGAGUUAUGUAAUUCUGUAUAUAGGUAAAGUAAACGGUUAAACUAGAAUUGAAUUAAAGCAUUUAAGAGGAAAAAAAAGUAUUAAAUCUUUACACGUGAAUUAUUCCGCUUACACUUUUUGUUGUGCAUGUUUGUAAUUAUAUAAUUUUUAUGUUCUCAAUUAUAACAUAGGUAAUUUAAGAAAUAUUAAUUGUUAUACAAUUUAUCUUUAUUACAUAAGAUUACAAGUUCUAGUUUUUAACCGAAUGACAAACUAAAACAUUUGUGUACUAUUUAAAUGGCAAAUAUGAAUAAAUCUUGAGAUUCAUUAAGUUUAA